Microthlaspi erraticum is the source of this 876-nucleotide messenger RNA. NCBI's taxonomy places the organism in Eukaryota, Viridiplantae, Streptophyta, Magnoliopsida, Brassicales, Brassicaceae. The record is from the annotation of a GenBank genome assembly.
AUGGAGAUAUUGGUGAGAAUUUCAAGCUUUGUGGUGUUCUUGUUAGUUUCUGGUGCUGUGUUGCUGUUUUUGAGCUCAAGCUCCGUUCACGGGCUGCGAUAUGGACCCGCGAGGAGAUAUUUUAAUGAUAGUGAUCAAUCUUCCGUUUUGGGAUCCGACAAAACGUUUGAAAAUGGAAUGGUGAGUGCUCAUAACAAAGCAAGAAGAAUGCAAGAAGGUAACGUAGAAGAAGGAGGAGGAGGUUGCGGAAGCUGCAGAGGAAGAGAAAGACAAAGACAAAAAGAAAGAGAAAGAGAAAGAAAAAGAGAAAAAGAAAGAGAAAGAGACUGUGGAGGUUGUAGCGAUGGAGGAGGAAGCUGUAGAGGUUGCAACGGAGGAGGAGGAAGUCCGGGAGAUGGCGGAAGAGGAGGUCGUGGAGGCAGAGGUGGAGGAGGAGGUGGUAGUGGCGGAGGAGGAGGAGGAGGAGGAGGAGGAAAUGGCAAAGGAGAUGGAAAAGGCGAAGGGGAUGGUAGUGGAGGAAAUGAAGAUUGCAAUGACCAUAAAAAGAAGAAAAGAGAUGAUAGAAAUGACGAUAAUGUUGGUGUUGGUAUUGGUAUUGGCAUUGGCGUAGGAGAUGGCCCUAGUGGACCCGGAGGAGGUGGCGGUGGUGGAGGUGGAGGUGGAGGUGGCGGUGGUGGUGGAAAUGGAGGUGGUGGGGUGGAGGUGGAGGUGGUGGUGGUGGAAAUGGAGGGGUGGGAGAUCUCUCUGGCCGUGGAUGGGGAGGCGGUGGAUAUCAAGGGGCAGGUGGAGGAGGAUGGGGCCGGGGAGGCCACGGAGGAGUAUGGGGUCCCGGAAACAGCGGUGGUUGUUGGUUUCCCGGUUGUAAUAAAAAGUUAA